Messenger RNA from Pistacia vera, 1092 nucleotides. RefSeq names its product disease resistance protein At4g27190-like. The record is from RefSeq and is a predicted model, not a curated record. NCBI's taxonomy places the organism in Eukaryota, Viridiplantae, Streptophyta, Magnoliopsida, Sapindales, Anacardiaceae. The coding region runs from base 1 to 1092 and encodes 363 amino acids. Gene Ontology annotation, molecular function: ADP binding. The transcript has a single exon.
AUGGCUACUGUAUCCCAAACUCCAAACUUCAGAAAUAUUCAAGGUCAGUUGGCUGACUUCCUAAAUUUGAAACUCACGGAGGAAACUGAAGAGGGAAGAGCUCAGAGGUUGUCUUCAAGAUUGUCAAAUUCUAAUAAUAGCCUUAUAAUCCUCGAUGAUGUUUGGGAAGAAUUCAAUUUCGAGGAAAAAAUAGGUGUUCCAUUGAGCAAAGAUUGCAAAAUGCUUCUGACAACCCGCAACAAAAAAGUAUACACUCGUAGGGAGUAUCAAUCGUUAAUUCCUCUAAAUGUUUUAGAGGAAGACGAAGGAGUGACUUUACUCAAAAGGCAAGCAGGUGUAGAUGAUGACUCUGUCAGCUUGAAUACUUUGGCUACUGAAAUUGCUAAAGAAUGUGAUGGUUUGCCUUUAGCACUUGUAACCAUUGGAAGGUACUUGAAUGGAGAGAAAAAUAUUGAAAUGUGGGAAUCUGCGUGCGAAAAACUAAAAAAGUCAAAACUGGAGGAUUUAUGUCUUGUUAAUAGUACAGAGAGAGGUGUCUAUGCCAGUCUUAAGUUGAGUUAUGAUUUUUUGAAGACAGAAGAAAUUAAAUUCUGUUUUUUAAUGUGUUCACUUGUUCCUGAGGAUUUUGAAAUUGCUUUGGAGGAUUUGGUUAGAGUAGGAGUGGGGUUAGAUUUAUAUAAAGGUGUUUCAUCCAUUGAAGAAGCAAGAGGGGGCCUACAUUUAAUGGUUAAAACCCUGAAAGAUUUGGGUUUGCUAUUAGAUGGUUAUAUAAAAGAAUGUGUGAGAAUGCAUGAUAUAGUUCGUGAUGCUUGUCUAUGGAUAACAUCAAAGGGGGAGAACAUGUUCAUGAGCAAGAUUCGCAUGGAUUUGACGCAGUUGACAAGGGAGAAAGGCUGGAAACAAUAUACAGCAAUCUCCUUGAUGGAAAUCAAACUAAAAGAGUUCUCUGUUAGACUGGAAUGUCCUAAGCUUAAAAUAUUGCUAUUGGGUGGUGAAGAACAAUCGUUAUACUAUCACUAUGACAAGUCUAAGUUGUUGAAAGUUUCAGAUGAAUGUUUAGAAGAGAUGAAAGCACUAGAAGUUGCAAGUUGA